GGGAGCCACUGCCGGGCUCUGUCACCCGGGGUGCCCUCCUGAGUGCGGGGACGGGCUGGAAAAGCGGCUCCAAGGUCCCGCAUCCCGCCGUGUUCCCGCCUGGGCUGGGCGGCUGAUGGCGGGCUGGCGGGACCUGCGGUGCCGCGGGCAGCUCUGGGGAGCAGGAGGAGGAGCCGCGGUGCCCGGGAAGCAGCUGCGGUCAGGGGAAGGAGAGAGAGAGAGAGAGGGGGACAGACAGACCGCUGUUGUGAGAGAAGACGUGAAUGGGGUCAAUUAACGCGCUUGAAUUUUUUAUGAAGUUACCGGCCUUCGAGGUUUCAUGGAUCAGCGUAAUCCCUUAAAGAGCGUUUCUGAGCGCCGCUUGGUGUGUGGAGAAACUUGCUUUUCCUUGGAAGAUGAGUUACUUGGGGAAAAGGAGCGCAGGAUAAGCGGAUGGAACAGCCCCACGCUUGCAAUAAAAAGUAGAAAGAUAUUCUUCCUACGUUGUCUGACAAGGUUUAUUUGGGUAGGCCCCGUGUCGAUGCUGUUUUUAGUACAAGCAGGUGGCCCGAGUGAGUGUCACUGGAAGCCAGCGAGUGGCCGGAGGACAAGGUCAUGCCUGUGCUGCAGAGCUGAUGGCUCGUGAUGAGCCACAGGUUGAAGACUUUGGGUGACAAAUCAAGAGAUGCAAAGAAAAAUAGGCAAAGAACUGUUCAGUGUUUGCCAGAAUUUUCUGCUGGACUGGAAUUACUAAGCAGAUAUGAAGAUGCUUGGGCUGCCCUUCAUAAAGGAGCCAAAGAUUGUGCAAAAGCUGGAGAGCUGGUUGACAGUGAAGUUGUGAUGCUUUCUGCACACUGGGAGAAGAAAAGGAGCAGUCUGGUGGAACUGCAGGAUCAGCUUCAGCAAAUACCAGGGUUCUUAGCAGACCUGGAAUGCCUCACAGCAAACCUAGCCCAGCUAGAGGCAAACUUUGAGGAAAUGGAGAAUCAUCUAUUGUGUCUUGAGGAACUAUGUGAGCAGUGUGAAUUGGAAAGGUACAAAUGUAUACAGACAUUACAGCUGGAAAACUACAAGAAAACAAAAAGGAAGGAACUGGAGACAUUCAAAGCUGAACUCGAUGCUGAACAUGCGCAGAAGGUUUUGGACAUGGAGCACACCCAGCAGAUGAAGCUGAAGGAGCGCCAGAAGUUCUUUGAAGAAGCCUUCCAGCAGGACAUGGAGCAAUACCUUUCCACUGGAUACUUGCAGAUAGCAGAGAGGAGAGAACCAAUUGGAAGUAUGUCUUCCAUGGAGGUGAACGUGGACAUGCUGGAGCAGAUGGACCUAAUGGACAUGUCUGACCAGGAAGCACUUGACGUCUUUUUAAACUCAGGAAGCGAAGACAAUAAUGUGCUGUCUCCCAUGCUGGGGCCUGACUCCAACACCUACGUGAACGAGAUCAGUCUCCAGGUGCCGAGCCAGUCGGAGUUACGGCAGAAACUCUGCUCCCUGUCCUCGACCUGCACCGACUCGGCCAGCCAGGACGCCAGCGAGGGAGAGUCCCCCGUUGUCCAGUCGGAUGAAGAGGAGGUUCAGGUGGACACUGCCCUUGCUGCUGUAACUGAGAGAAAGGGUGCUUCAGAUGGCAGUGAUGAAAGUGACUCUCAAACUAAUUGAAUCUUAAAACCAUAUCCUUUAAGAAUGUCUUCUGAAUGAAUGAACAAGUGAAUGAAGAGCUUGCCUGCGUAACAAUUUGCUAACCAAGCGUAACAGCCAGAUCUUUUUACUUAGUAAUACUGCCUUUUUACAAAAUUGCCAGUCAUGUGGAGGUUGGUUUUUAAAGAAAAAAUUAUGCCUAAAGCACACACACUUUAACAGUAGUCUUGGGGCUCAGGGGAGCAGUAAAGCUGUUGUAUAUACUAUGUAUAAGAGAAUUUAAGGGGAAAGGUAGAAGUUACUUUGACCACUAACCUUUAAAUGGCUGAUUGGAAGUACUUAAGAGUUGAUGUGUAAUACUGAACCCAAAUUGUUCCUUGCAUGUUUUCAGCUGCUGCAACUGAAGAUUUAGGAUCCAAACCAAAAUGAAAAGUUAUUUUCUACUCUUUACUACCUACUGUCAGCCUCCUGCCUUUGUCUACUAACGCAGCAGUGUCUACUGUUCUCACACUUCUUAUUCAGGACCAACUUAGUUAUAGGUGUUAAGGAAAAAAUAAGAACCAGAGAAUCAGGAGAGAUGCAUAUGGAAAUGUUGCACUCCUUGUGGAGCAGGUAUCUUAGCAUUGUGUACUUACUCCUCUUUCAAGAUAAAAUAAAGAAUUUCUAUUCCAACCA
Passer montanus (Eurasian tree sparrow) is the source of this 2289-nucleotide messenger RNA. It is a transcript of the gene DTNBP1, whose product is annotated as dystrobrevin binding protein 1. The transcript has 10 exons. Gene Ontology annotation, cellular component: cytoplasm; BLOC-1 complex; neuron projection. The record is from RefSeq and is a predicted model, not a curated record. Bases 625 to 1635 code for a protein of 336 amino acids. Gene Ontology annotation, biological process: neuron projection development; anterograde synaptic vesicle transport; negative regulation of protein kinase activity. NCBI's taxonomy places the organism in Eukaryota, Metazoa, Chordata, Aves, Passeriformes, Passeridae.